AUGACGCUGAUUCACGGAUACGAAGGUCGUCUGCACGACAGUUAUGUCGGUAAGGAUAGUUGGGGCUGUUGUAUUUUCUUGGACUUCGACGUAAGUUUCAUGACCGAUUAAUAUGCGUGAUUAAUUAAGUCACGAGGUUUGAUUCUGAUGUGAUUUAUUCACUGUGGCGGAAUCGAACUGUUAGAAAAUAACUGUCGAGACGUGUCGAGUGAGUGCUUUGUUCAAGCUUGCUCAUUGAACCCGACUUUCCCUAUCAGGUAAGUCAGGCACGCCCUCCAAGGAGACCUUGAUCGUAACUGCAAGCCUAAUGAAGUUACCUAAAUUACGGUACAAUUUAUGGUGGGUGCUGUAUAUCACUGUUUGUACCUAGGUGAUGGUUGCGAGCAUUUUGUUUCGAUUAAAAGUUGUCCUUCUAGUAGAUUAUUAACAAGGUUAUUAUCCGCUUCUAAAUCUAACUAUCGUUUUAUCGCGCGGAUAUUUUCUGAUAUCAAUUGUAAUAUAAUAUAAAUUGAUAAUUUUACAAAUUUUACAAAUUGCAAUAUUUACAAACAUAAAUUCGAAAAAAAGUAUUUUCUUAAAGACUCGUGUCAUAACGAUGCACAUUCGUGCAUAUAAAUUUAUAUAACUGUUGGUGUUGCAGGCAUUAGGGACUCGGUGACAAUGUGAUUCGCCAAAAUUGCAUCGCACGGAUGAACGUGAAACAGAAAGAAAGUUGGCCAGCCGUUGUUAAACGCAAUUUGGUUAUUAAAGCGGAAUUCGCGUGAGAAAGCACAAAGCCCGAACCGUCGAAAGCUGGUAACGAAGUUGGUAAGUACGGGCACCAAGUACGCCGAAUUCGCAAUAACGCGCGGCGAGGAAAAGCGAGAUCAACCGCGAAAACUCCGCCUUUUCUGCGUUCUCCGGCGGAAAAAUCCAUUGGAAGGUUGUUGCACGACGGAAAUUUCGCGCGGAACAACACCGUGAUCGUAGUGUUCGAUGAAUUUUUCAACGAUCGUCGCCCAAAGACGACCAAAACGCUUCCUGCAGACGUUAAGCCGUUUCCACACUUGAGAAAUGAACAAGAGUUACAUAAUAUUUCUACACUUGUAAAGAACUUUUAUACUCACACGUGUCACACGUGUUGCAUAAAAUUUCGUAAUUUCAUUGUUAAUAAUUGCAAUUAACGUGACUAUGUUAAAAUGGCACGAUAUGGUCAUAAAUAUUUCCAACUGUAUGACGAUAACUGAAAUUUUCAAUGACCACGUGUAUGUACGUGCAGAUACAUAAUUUUAUAUUUUUAUAGGCAAGAUUUAAAAGAAUGGAAUCUUUAAACAACAAUAUGGAAUAUUUUACAACUCUAUAGUGAUACAAUUAUUACACUGAAUAUUUUGUAUAUUUUUCCACAUUGCGUGUGGUCUAUGCACGUUCAAUAUCUCUCUUAACCGAGGGUUUUACAUUUGUAAAAUUUUUUAUUAAAUUUGAUUACAAGGUACUCUUGAAAAAUAUUUAUAUCGAAAAUAUUGAUUAUCUUAUUUCAGACAAUAGAUCUUUUCAAACCUUCACCGACUUGAACAUUACGAUCACAUUGAAAUUAAAAUAAUAAUUUGAACACUCGUGUGUUGAUGACAACCAGGCAAACAAGUUGUUAAAUUUCAUUUCAUACGACAUGCAAGAUCAAAUUCACAUGACCAAAACUGCCUUUUCAUUCAAUAUAUACGUUUCUCCUGUCAUCUUGAACAUUUCGAGUUCCAACACUUAAUAAACCGGACAAUUCAUGCCCGUGUUCACUUAUAUUCGUUCGUUACGUGUAAACCAGGCAUAAGGCACGUUUUAAAAGGCGCGAGACGCGCGACCGACUGAAUUUCCAGCGAUUUUCCCCGACAGAUAAUUUGCAUAUCGAAGGUGAAUCGUCGCGGGAAAUCGCUCGCUACAGGCCAUUCUCUUUCGUUCUCUUUGGCAGUUCCACGGUAGUUCCAAAAUUUAUAUUUAUAUACGUAAUUUUUAUUUGUAUUUUAUUCGGCACGGAAUCAGUAAAAGUGACUUCCCUCGAAAUUAUAACGAAAUAUAUACCAAACGGAUACGAAAGUUUAUACUUUAUUUUAUAGUUUAUAAUAAUAAGUUUAUAUUAUAUGGUAUAUAAUAAGUUUUAGUACUAUAGGAAAAAUAUAAACUUAUUAUUAUACUUAUAUUAUAGUAAAUUAUAUAUUUCUGUGUGUUUUUGCAUUUCCAAACGGAUACGAAAGUUUAUACUUUAUUUUAUAGUUUAUAAUAAUAAGUUUAUAUUAUAUAGUAUAUAA
Molecule: messenger RNA, 2276 nt
Organism: Heterotrigona itama
Lineage: Eukaryota; Metazoa; Arthropoda; Insecta; Hymenoptera; Apidae
Source: the annotation of a GenBank genome assembly